CCUGUUGCGUCAUUAGAGUGUGACUCCAGAUACAAAACAGGUCCGGGCUACUAAAGUAUGGCAGCUGCUGAGGCGGCGGUGGUAUCGUCGUCAUCUUUGGAAACAGACACAGCCCUGGUCCCUGAAACUGCAGGAACAGCCGCAGCAACGGCCGCCACCUCACCAGCGACGGCUGCAGCCGCGGCCGUCGCGGCCGCUGCCAGAACCGGAUCCGAAGCCAGGGUCUCCAAGGCCGCUUUGGCUACUAAGCUGCUGUCCCUGAGCGGCGUGUUCGCCGUGCACAAGCCCAAAGGGCCCACUUCAGCCGAGCUGCUGAAUCGGCUGAAGGAGAAGCUGUUAGCAGAAGCUGGAAUGCCUUCUCCAGAAUGGACCAAAAGGAAAAAGCAGACUUUGAAAAUUGGACAUGGAGGGACGCUAGACAGUGCAGCCCGAGGAGUUCUGGUGGUUGGAAUUGGAAGGGGAACAAAAAUGUUGACCAGUAUGUUGUCAGGGUCCAAGAGGUAUAUUGCCAUUGGAGAACUGGGGAAAGCUACUGACACACUAGAUUCUACUGGGAAAGUAACAGAAGAAAAACCUUACGAUAAAAUAACACAAGAAGAUAUUGAAGGCAUUCUACAGAAAUUUACUGGGAAUAUAAUGCAGGUACCUCCCCUCUAUUCUGCAUUAAAGAAAGAUGGACAGAGACUUUCAACCUUGAUGAAGAGAGGUGAAGUAGUAGAAGCAAAACCUGCCAGGCCCGUUACCGUAUACAGUCUCUCCCUUCAAAAAUUCCAGCCACCAUUUUUCACAUUAGAUGUUGAAUGUGGAGGAGGUUUUUAUAUAAGAAGCUUGGUCAGUGACAUUGGCAAAGAACUCUCUUCCUGUGCCAAUGUCCUAGAACUGACCCGAACCAAACAGGGACCAUUUACACUAGAAGAGCAUGCCCUGCCUGAAGACAGAUGGACGAUUGAUGACAUUGCACAGUCUCUGGAACAUUGCUCAUCUCUUCUCCCAGCAGAGUUGGCACUUAAAAAAUCCAAACCUGAGGAGUCUAAUGAACAAGUUUUGAGCUGUGAAUAUAUAACUCUAAGUGAGACAAAGGGAGAAGAUGAUGUAAUUAAGUCAUCUUAAGAUUGGUUUGGGAUUGUCAUCAUUUCUUGGUUGACAUUUGAAUCCUGUGUACAGAAUGACAAGCUACGUGCAAAAGACAAACAACUAUUUCUUUUUUUUUCACAUGAUUUUUUGUGUGUGUGUGUGUGUGAAGAAAAAUGUCAGUUUCUAUGGUGUACAGUUUAUCUGCUCUACAUUAUAAAUAGCCUUGCAGUUAGUUGUUCAGUUCUUUGCUUUACUAUGAAAUGUUCUUUUAGGAUGUUAUUAUGUUGUUAGAUUGGGUUCAGGAAAAUCAAAUCUUCUGAUUUUGAUCUUUCUUCAAAGUUUUCCUUGAAAAAGUUGAACACAUUUUCUAAUCAAAGAAUAAAGAAACACGAGCUAUAUGUUUCUUUGGUGUCACAAAAGUGAAUGUAAAUUAGUGUUACUUUGACUUUAUUUUGGCUUCCUACUGGCUCUAUUGUAUUGAAAUUCUUUAUGUUCGAAAAGGCCAUUAUUUAACUUAUGUUUUGAAGUUUACAAUUAUUAAGAACAUUUAUUUGAUAAGGCUGUACAACUCUGGUAAUAGGUAUGUUUGUUUAGAUCUCGGAAACUAAUAAACUUUUAUAAUAAAUAUUUGUAAAUAUAUUACUGCUGCUACCACUAACAAUGUAAAUAGAAAACUAAAUAUUUAAUUAGAUUCACCUCUACCAUGAGCGCAAAGGACAGCUCUGUGGCUUAUAUUUUGGCAGCUAUGUGAUCUUUUCCUGAUGAUUUCAUCAACACAGUCAACCACCCUGUACCAAGUUAUUAAAUAGCAUAAUUUUUAAAAAGUAA
Callorhinus ursinus (northern fur seal) is the source of this 1902-nucleotide messenger RNA. It is a transcript of the gene TRUB1, whose product is annotated as TruB pseudouridine synthase family member 1. Gene Ontology annotation, molecular function: RNA binding; pseudouridine synthase activity. NCBI's taxonomy places the organism in Eukaryota, Metazoa, Chordata, Mammalia, Carnivora, Otariidae. Gene Ontology annotation, biological process: tRNA modification; mRNA pseudouridine synthesis. Gene Ontology annotation, cellular component: nucleus. The record is from RefSeq and is a predicted model, not a curated record.